Molecule: messenger RNA, 796 nt
Organism: Drosophila innubila
Lineage: Eukaryota; Metazoa; Arthropoda; Insecta; Diptera; Drosophilidae
Product: UPF0729 protein GD16342
Exons: 2
Coding region: 112-432 (106 amino acids)
Source: RefSeq, a predicted model, not a curated record
UUUCGGAUGCUUUCCAGCCAGAAACAGAUCUUUUUUCCUCUGAAAAGUUGGCAGCUCUGGAUAGAAUAAUCAGAAGAUAUUUAUUGUAAAGUUUAAAGCCGACGUAGCAAGAUGGUGUGUGUGCCGUGCUUCAUAAUCCCUUUGUUGCUCUACAUUUGGCACAAGUUCGUGCAGCCGAUUAUGCUGCGUUAUUGGAAUCCCUGGGAGAAGAAGGACGCACAGGGGAAUGUGAUCAAGUCGGAGCCGGAGUUUCCCUUUGAGUGCAAGGGUGGCGUCUGUCCAUUUGUUCCCGGUGGCAAGAAGCAGACGCAGGAGGCAGCAGCUGGAGAUGGAGACGAAACAACCACAACAACAACAGCAGCAGCUACAACAACACCAAUCCCAAAAACUGAUGAGACGACGACAGGAGUGGAAACCAAAAAGGAUAAUUAGUUAAAUUUGCAUUUAGUUUAUGUAUUAGUUAGCCCUCUUUUUUUUUUUGAAGUGUAGGCAUUCCAUGUUCUUGACGAGAGGUGGGGGGUAGAUAAAUUAAUAUAAAAAUCAGCAACAAAUUACGCUUAACUUAACGUUAACGACAAUGUUAAAUCAAAGAAUUAACUGUAACAGCAUGUAGUAAUAUUAACUAAUUAAAAGUAACGACAACAACUGUAAGCAGUUAAAACAAAUUGUAAUCAUUAUUAAAUUUCAACUUCAUGAAACAGACUCUGUCAAGGGCGUUGGGAGGAAGUUUUUAUUAGUAUAAUACAUAGUAUUUUUAUUGGCCACAUCGCUACAAAAUUCAAAUUGUACUCUAAAA